UGCCCGUGUCAUUUCCGCCCCUUGUGCCCGGGCUGGAGAACGCCUCAAACUAGAGAGGAUCGCUGCUCGCCUGAUCGCUGUCUCUCUCUCUCUCGCUGCGUGUGCUUAUCUCUCUCUCUGUGUGUGUGCACGUAUUUUACGCAUACGAGUUCUGGGAGGUUGACGGGUUACGUAGGAGAUGGGUGGAAAGGGAGGUGCGCGCUAAGCAGUCGAUUUCCAAACCCGAGGCAGGCAGCGAUUUUCAUUUCCGAGGCGUUCCCGAAGAUGGGGGGGAGAUCUUAGCGCUGCGAGGAGCGGCGACAUCGACGCGGAGACGCAGCCGCAGGAGGAGGAAGAGGAGCAAGGGGAGGAGGAGAAGGAAGAGAGAGAGAGAUCGAGAGGAGGAAGAGGGAGUGGGAAGGAGGAGGGAGGAGCAACAGCGAAAAGAAGAGGCUCUUCGCGUCUCCAUCCCAGCGCAUCUCAGAGCGCGUCGGUGGGACGGUGGUGGGUACAGAAAAUAUGAGCAAAAUGAAGAAGCUACGGCGCACACUGUCGGAAAGUUUCAGUCGGCUGGCUUUGAAGAAGGAAGAAGUGGUGAGUGAAGAGAUGUCCGUGUCGAGGAUGUCGGGGGGCCGUGGCAGCGUCCUCGCCACCGACCCUGUCAUCUCCCAGCUGGAGACGAUUCCCGAGGACCGGCGCGCCAAGGCGGCGGCGGUGGCGGCGGCGCAGCGGCGCGUCCACAGCGCCUCGGAGCCGCCCGAGAGGCCCCCGGGCCGCGUGAAGCGUGUGCCGUCCGACACGGACGGCGGCAUCCGCACGGCGGGCAGAGACUCGCCGAGCUCGCUCCGCCAUUCCAGUCCGGGUUCUCCCACGAGCCCAAAGUUUGGGAAGGUGGAUUCAUACGAGAAGCUGGAGAAGCUGGGCGAAGGAUCUUAUGCCACCGUCUACAAGGGCAAGAGCAAGGUGAACGGGAAGCUGGUGGCACUCAAAGUGAUCCGGCUGCAGGAGGAGGAAGGCACGCCCUUCACUGCCAUCCGCGAAGCGUCGCUGCUCAAGGGGCUGAAGCACGCCAACAUCGUCCUCCUGCACGACAUCAUCCACACGCGGGAGACGCUCACCCUGGUCUUUGAGUAUGUGCACACCGACCUCUGCCAUUACAUGGAGAAGUACCCUGGAGGCCUGCACCCUCACAAUGUGAAGCUCUUCCUGUACCAGCUGCUGCGCGGCCUCGCCUACAUCCACCAGCGCCGCAUCCUGCACCGUGACCUCAAGCCGCAGAACCUGCUCAUCAGCGAGACGGGGGAGCUCAAGCUGGCUGAUUUCGGUUUGGCUCGCGCCAAGUCGGUCCCGAGCCACACAUACUCAAACGAGGUGGUGACGCUGUGGUACCGGCCCCCCGACGUUCUGCUGGGCUCCACGGACUACUCCACCUGCCUGGACAUGUGGGGCGUGGGCUGCAUAUUCGUGGAGAUGAUUCAAGGCAGUGCUGCCUUCCCCGGACUCAAGGACAUUCAGGACCAGCUGGAGAGGAUCUGGAUGGUGCUGGGGACCCCGAGCGAGGACAGCUGGCCGGGUUUAAAGUCGAUGCCUCAUUUCAAAGCAGAUCGAAACCCGCAAUUCAAGCCCAAGAGUCUGGGAAAGGCUUGGACCAAGCUGGCACUCAUUCCCGUAGCGGAGGAGCUCGCGUCGCGCCUGUUGCAGGCACACCCCAGGAGUCGCAUUACAGCUAUCGACGCACUCAGACACCUGUACUUCAGCGACCUCCCUCCCAGGCUCACGGAGCUCUCUGACAUGACCUCGAUAUGCUCCGUGCCGGAGGUGAAGCUGCACGCGGAGGACAGCUUGGGCUUCUACGGGAAAUUCAGCCAGAAGCACUGAGCAGCCUCCAUACUGCUAUGCAGCAGCAAGGAGCUGUGCAAAAAUGGUGCCGGCUGUAAAGUGAAAAGCUCCCCUUCAGUAACACGUGGUGGUGAAACAGCCCUCCCACGACCCUCGUUGCAUCCGUGCAAGUAUUGAAGCUGAAAGCACCUCACUUCUCAAGAAACGCAAUAUAUUUUAAUAAAAUGAGCUCCAAGAGAUGUGUUAUUUGGGCAACCAAAAUUUUUUGUGAAAAAAAAAAAAGAAUCUAGUUCUUUUCGGUACAAAAAGUUGUUAUGAAAGGGAUAUUUUUGCCUUACCUAAAUGUCAACCAAAAAUAUCAACGGACGCAUGCGUGAGAACAUCACGGCCUGCUCCAUAAACGUUUCUGUAAAUGGAUGCUUAUGUACAGAAUCGCGCACUAUUUUUGUUGACUCAAAAAAUACAAAGAAGUUUGACGUAUCUCGUCAGUGCUCAUAGAGAAUAGACUUAUGUAUGCUCGACAUGAAUAUGUUCGAUUUAACUUUUGUCCCAUUUCGUUACCCUCGAGAAUAUUUUUUGUUAUUACUCCGUGGCUUUUCGCUGUCGUGCUGGAUAGCUCUCUGGUGUGUUUUCGAGUUGUUCAGUACCAUGUCCGAUAUUUCGCUCCAUGUGCUGUGAGCUUCUUCAGUCAUGGAACAGAUGUCGAACGAACAUCAUGUUCAAGAACACGUGGCACAAUCUGAACAUUCAUCGGAAUGUAAUCACUUUUUUGAGAGUAUCUCUGAAUGGAUGCACACUGAGAAAUGUCUACAUAAUUGUCUGCAUAUUCGGUACUACGCACCUAUAUUUGGCAAAGCAGCAUUCAUUAGGCCAUGCGAUUUUUAACAGGAAUCCAGAAUGUUAUUUUGUUCUGUAGGAGUUGAUUUGCAACUCCCCUAUAUUCAGCCACCAGAUUCAAUAAAAUGUAAAUAAAUGUGCACGAUGGAAGCUUGCAACAUGACAGCACUCAAUGCAACCCAAGUAUUUGUUUCACGAGAAGCAUAAGCUCUCAGACACUGCUCCACACACCUCCCCUCCAACAUCCUUUAUCAGUUUACUUUCGUUGUAUGCACAUUAUAAUAUUGGUAAUAAAAAUUAACGGAAUGGCGAUUACGCACUACAAUGAUAACACUGGUCAACACACUUUUUUCUGGCAUAAGGUAUUCCAACGGUUUUAAGGUCAUUUUGGGGUGCUGAUUCCAAAUCUGGCAUCUAUCACAUCAGGUUUUUGAGAUAUCAAAUAUUGCAUUUUCGAUAAAAAUUGCAGAAGAAAAAUAUAUAAUAAAUGUGGAUAUCUACAUAAAAUGAUAUUAUAAGCAUAUGUUAUCCUAAAAAUACAACACCAUAUUUUAACACUAAAGCAGUCACUGACUCGCAACAACUUGCAAUCAUAAGUGACAGUUAAUUUCGGGUAAAUCAAUGAAAAUGGGGGAUGCCGAUAGAAUAAAAUUAGAUGUGAUAGAGCAAAUCUGAGAUCAGAUUUGGAAUCAGCACCCUGAAAUUAGUCUAAAACAGCUGCAAAAGUCCAGGCCAGAAAUGUUUUUUUGUUGACCAGUGUAUAAUUGAGGAGUGGGGAAUCCCCAGGGCCUUUGGGCCAUUUCGGCCCAUGACUUCAUUUAAUACGACCCAGGGGCCACACGAGCCCUGUGACUUUAAAACAAAGUAUUUAUCCAUCCCUGCAAACAUCUCGGCUGCACUAAUUCGUAACCGUGGUUGUUUUUGACCUGGAAAAGCUGUAUUUUUCAUUUCAGCGCCAUGCUCUUGUCACUUCUGUCAAUGCGGUAGCUUCAUCAGUACUCGGUCGACGUGCGUGUUACUCUUCGCAUUAUUAUUAUAAGUAUUUGGUUACCCCAACGGUGUGUUAAUGUGUGGCCUACCGAAAAGUAACCUAAAGUAGUUUUUAGCCCAGCGUAAGGAAAGGGCACCCACCCUUGUGUUAAUUGGUCGAUGUGGGAGGCCAUGUCCUGGUUAAAGAGCAGCACUGGUAGAGAAUCUUGAGUGUGAAGGAGGAUGUUUCAUCCUGUAUGUAUGGUUGUCAACUGUUAUGCUUUUCCCAGGGUCAUCAAUGUUUUUUAUAGUUUUCCCCUUUUCAAGUAUUCGGAGAUUAUGUCCCAUGAAAUGCCCCAGCUUUUUGUAUCUCAGAGAUAGAAAGCCCUGCCUGUAUGACCUGGCCUAUGCCAUCAUACAUUACAGUAAAGCCAUUUUGGCCAAAUGACAGGCCAUAUUUAAAAUUGCACACUGAAAUUUACAGUACGAUAUGUUUGUACAAUUAUUAUUGACACACAAAUGCACACAUCCACAUCGAUGGUUCGAUAACCAUGUACACAGUAUUAUCUCUUUUUUUACAUUUAAAUUUGAAUGUUUUUUUUUCUUUCUGUAUAACGUACUUACUCUCACUCUCUAUUUAUGUUCACAUUAAAUAAUUAUGUUUCAAGAAGGUCAUCAUCACAAGGUAGAGUUGGUUUGGUUCCGGCCAGUGCGCCUGAGAUAUGAAACUGGGAUGGACACAGAUGGGAUGUGUAACGCACCUGGCCCAAAGACUGCCAUCUUUUUCUACGCCAUCCCAGCCUCUCAUCCCACUGCCACGUUUAUUCUCCUCGCUCGCUACAUUGCACUCGACUGGGUGCUAUUUUCGGAGAUAAAAUCCCCCCCCCCCCACCUUUAAAAUCAUGGCAAUGGAUCGAUAACAUUGCAAGCCAACGUGGAGCCUGUUGCAAAUUUGGGGUAUUAUUUAUAGCUGUAAGAGCAUUUGUGGCUUUUGGAAUCAUUCCAGUUUCAUUUUUCAUUAAAAAAAUCUAUGUGUGAAUUUAUAUGCACAGUGUAUGCUCACUCGAAUUAACGAUGGCCAGGGACGUGUUCAUGACAUUACGCGUACAUUACAACACGUGACAGCUGUGAUAUAUGAACUUUAGCCUAUGUGACCUAUCCUGAAUCGAGCUUACGUCAGUCUGAAACAUGGCAGGCCUGUGCAAUAUGUACAUUACCAAAGUCACGUAUCAAUUUACACCUGGUUUGUGUGCCAAAACAGAAAAUUGGAUCGUGUGAAAAAUUCACUGCAGGUGGGCAUCAGGGACGAAAGUUCAAAACAUCAGCGUUUUGCAGGAGUUUUAUCUCCUGGGUGACAUUGGUUGUAAUUUCAAAUUUCACAGCAGUUGUAUUACCAUCGCAGAACAAGUUGUCACACUGGCAAAAUGUAAUUAGUAACACCUUACAGCAAAGAAGAAAAAAAAAGCCGCUCAGGUGAUGGCUUGCUCUAAUUGUAACACACGGAGUCAUUCCGACGAUCGCGUGAUAUUUCGUUUCAAAAAUCUAUUUUCACCUCAUUGCACCGCCUGCACAAAUUUGGUAAUGUGUGGCUGUUUACCUGUGAGAAUCACAAUGUGCUGCGUGCAGUGUGAAAGGUGGAAAGCAAUGUUUUUAAGGUGUUAUCACUUGCUGCAAACUGUUUAAUUUGUUAACAUGAUGAAUAUAGAUAUUAUUGUUUUGUACAUAUAUAGUAUAUAUAUAUAAAAUUAUAACGAAUACGUCAAUUUUGGGGAACUAUAUGAAAUAUGCCCCUGAUCGUGCCACAGUAAUGUUUUGGUGUCCUAUGUAACAGUUUAAUUUUGUAUUAUUCUGAUUUGUUUAUGUUUGAUUAUAAACCCAAAUUAAACCA
Messenger RNA from Lethenteron reissneri (Far Eastern brook lamprey), 5512 nucleotides. RefSeq names its product cyclin-dependent kinase 14-like. Lineage: Eukaryota; Metazoa; Chordata; Hyperoartia; Petromyzontiformes; Petromyzontidae. Gene Ontology annotation, cellular component: cytosol; nucleus; cytoplasm. Gene Ontology annotation, biological process: protein phosphorylation. Gene Ontology annotation, molecular function: cyclin binding; ATP binding; cyclin-dependent protein serine/threonine kinase activity. The record is from RefSeq and is a predicted model, not a curated record.